AUGUCCGCCAAAAAGCCACCACCGAGUGCGAAGCAGCCACCACACUCGGCCAGCGACAGGGCGAUCACAGCAUCAUCCGUUCGACCUAUCAACCGAGCUCGACGAGAAACAGCAUCGCAGAUGCAAGGCCGGCACUCUAGGAAUAGUGCUGGACUGCGAUCAGCGUCUAUGGUAGCGGAUCAAAUAGCCCACGACGCGGAACCUCGCCCGUAUGAUACAUAUAUCUUGAAUAAGUUCGCCGGUCAACCUCCUUCCCUGAUCAUCCAUCUACACCCCACCCAUUUUCGAUUCGAUAACCAGGAUGGCAUGUUCUCAUACAAGUCGCCUAUGAAAAUCUUCCUCGAGCAUGUCAAAGCCCGGACCGUCCCACAUGACCUUCUACCAUACUUGAAUGAGGGUGGUGUGUCGUUCUAUGAUGGAUGCCUCAUUGUCCAAAUUCACGAUCACAAGUCGCUUGCCGAAGCCAAGGAUGUUGCCAAACCAAAAUCUGCAAAGGGAUCUGCGGUGUUAUCAUCCAUUCACAACUACAAUCAAUGGCUUACACCGUCCCCCAAUGUUCCUUUUCCUCAGGAGAACUCGUCCACUGUAGAUGGGAAGGCAAAGGUGGGUAACACGGUAGAAAAGGAACACUCCCCCAUGCCGCCCCCUGAGGAUCAAAAAGAGAAGUCCAAAAAGCCGCUUGUGUUUACUGUAGUUCUCCAUCAAACACCGGAGAGUUUACAUAUGGAUUUAUUGAUCAAAGCCUCGACCCCUCAAGGAACGAGUGACAUGUCAGGCCAGCCUCCUUCAACGCCCAUGUCUCUAAUUCCCCCAACACCGACUGCUGCCAACAUGCCACCACCGGCGAAGCGUCAGAAGCGCGAAAAGACAGAACUCGACGGUAGCAAUAUUCACGAGGCAGAAGGUCAAAUUCUGUUGGCCACAAACGCCCCUUUAGUACUUUCCCCUACAAGGACAAUAGAAGAAAACAUCAUUCUGCUCGAAGCAAUGAGUCACCCCAAGCACUCACAGCCUCCUCCACAGCCCAAGACACGCAAGCGAACUCGUGCCGAGAUGGCUGCAGACGAGGCUCAGGCCGCAGAUACAGAACGAUUCAUGCUUGUUGCGGACCCGCGUGCAGCAUCUAGUGCAAAUGGGGCCCAGAAUGGUGGUACAGCAGAUGUGGAUGCUUCAACUGGUGCAUCCACAUUCGAGCCAAGAUUUGAGCGGUUCAAGGUUAUCGACGAGAUUAUAGCGAAGCACACCGAAAGAAAGGAACAAGAGAAGGCCAAGCAGCAAGAGGCGGAUAGGAAGCUGCAGCAACAGAGAGCACAAGUGCAGCAAGAGGCUUCUCAGAGCGCCCUGAAGAUGGCCCAGGAGGAUCGAAAUCGCAACGAGGCAGCAGCAGCAGCAGCGAGAGAGAAAUCGAUGCGACAGGCUGAACAACAACGGCAGGCUCAAGCACAAGCACAAGCACAGGCCCAAGCGCAACAAGCUCAACAAUGCCAUCACCAAUGGGGCCAAUAG
This is a messenger RNA of Fusarium graminearum PH-1, 1506 nucleotides long. RefSeq lists its product as uncharacterized. Gene Ontology annotation, cellular component: SAGA complex. Gene Ontology annotation, biological process: regulation of transcription by RNA polymerase II. Lineage: Eukaryota; Fungi; Ascomycota; Sordariomycetes; Hypocreales; Nectriaceae. The record is from RefSeq and is a predicted model, not a curated record. Gene Ontology annotation, molecular function: transcription coregulator activity. The transcript has 3 exons. Bases 1 to 1506 code for a protein of 501 amino acids.